Molecule: messenger RNA, 375 nt
Organism: Fusarium poae
Lineage: Eukaryota; Fungi; Ascomycota; Sordariomycetes; Hypocreales; Nectriaceae
Gene: RPL35
Product: 60S ribosomal protein L35
Exons: 4
Coding region: 1-375 (124 amino acids)
Biological process (GO): translation; maturation of LSU-rRNA from tricistronic rRNA transcript (SSU-rRNA, 5.8S rRNA, LSU-rRNA)
Cellular component (GO): cytosolic large ribosomal subunit; ribosome
Molecular function (GO): structural constituent of ribosome; mRNA binding
Source: RefSeq, a predicted model, not a curated record
AUGUCGUCGGGCAAGGUUAAGGCUGGAGAGCUCUGGAACAAGUCCAAGGAUGAUUUGACAAAGCAGCUCGGUGAGCUCAAGACCGAGCUUGGUCAGCUUCGCAUUCAGAAGGUCGCUUCUUCCGGCUCCAAGCUGAACAGAAUCCACGAUAUCCGCAAGUCGAUCGCUCGUGUCCUGACCGUCAUCAACGCCAAGCAAAGGGCUCAGCUCCGUCUGUUCUACAAGAACAAGAAGUACGCUCCCCUCGACCUCCGUGCCAAGCAGACCCGUGCCAUCCGCCGCCGCCUAUCACCCGAUGAGAAGUCCCGCGUGCUCGAGAAGACCAAGAAGCGCACUGUCCACUUCCCUCAGCGCAAGUUCGCCAUCAAGGCUUAA